ACGCGCCUGCGUCAUCACCGCGAGCGCCGGCCGCGGCGGAGGGGGGAGAAACCCAGGGUCAGGCCGGGGCCGCGCAGCGCUACCGGGAACCGGGGCCGCCGCGCUCCGCUCCGGUUCCCGGCUUCCCGCCGGGCCGAGCGGGGCCGAGCUGAGCUGAAGAGAGGCGGGCACCGGCGAUACAACCGGCGGGGCGAGCGCGGGGGCCGCACGCCGACCCCCGCCGCGGGGCUCCAGGGAUCCGGGAGCGGCGGGCGGCCGUCGGGGAUGUCCUACAAGCCCAUCGCUCCCGCCCCCGCUACCCCCGGAGCCGCCAGCGCCAGCCCCGCCCCGCCGGGGCCCGGGGCACCGUCCGCCGCCACGAGUGUCCCGUCGCCCUCCGGUUCCGUCCCUGGCGCCGCCGCCCCUUUCCGGCCGCUCUUCAAUGACUUCGGGCCGCCGUCCAUGGGCUACGUGCAGGCCAUGAAGCCCCCCGGGGCGCAGGGCUCGCAGAGCACCUACACGGACCUGCUCUCGGUCAUCGAGGAGAUGGGCAAGGAGAUCCGGCCCACCUACGCCGGCAGCAAGAGCGCCAUGGAGCGGCUGAAGCGGGGGAUCAUCCACGCCCGGGCGCUGGUCAGGGAGUGCCUGGCAGAGACAGAGCGAAACGCCCGCACGUAACGGCAGCUGCCGCCCGGGACCCCCCGGGACUUCCCGGUGGUGGCGGCGGGGGCGGGGGGGCCGCCGUGCUGCCCGAGCCCCCCCUCCCCACGCUCUCCGCUCUUUAUAAAUGCGUGUUUUUAUAAAUAAAGGACAAUGUUGGGA
Messenger RNA from Oenanthe melanoleuca, 801 nucleotides. It is a transcript of the gene CDK2AP2, whose product is annotated as cyclin dependent kinase 2 associated protein 2. The record is from RefSeq and is a predicted model, not a curated record. Gene Ontology annotation, biological process: regulation of microtubule cytoskeleton organization; negative regulation of G1/S transition of mitotic cell cycle. Lineage: Eukaryota; Metazoa; Chordata; Aves; Passeriformes; Muscicapidae. The transcript has 4 exons. Bases 265 to 657 code for a protein of 130 amino acids. Gene Ontology annotation, cellular component: nucleus; microtubule; cytoplasm.